Molecule: messenger RNA, 1930 nt
Organism: Diachasma alloeum
Lineage: Eukaryota; Metazoa; Arthropoda; Insecta; Hymenoptera; Braconidae
Gene: roq
Product: roquin-1
Exons: 7
Coding region: 125-1930 (601 amino acids)
Molecular function (GO): metal ion binding
Source: RefSeq, a predicted model, not a curated record
UCUACCACCGUGUUUUUCAUGUUGUGAAUCGUGGAAUAAAUACGUGCGAAAUAUUUGGAAGAAGGAUUACAACGUCAACGUUAUUUAUUAAUUAUUGUGAUGUUUUGUGAAAGUUAUAUCAAGAAUGCCAAUACAGGCACCACAGUGGACUGAAUUCCUGUCUUGUCCCGUUUGCUGUCACGAUUUUGAUUCAACAUCACGUGGACCGAUUUCUCUCGGAUGUGGUCACACGAUAUGUCGAACUUGCCUUGCUAACUUGCAUAGAAAGCAGUGUCCAUUUGAUCAGAAUGCAAUAAAUACGGAAAUCGAGCGUUUACCAUUGAACGAGGCUCUUCUUCAAUUAGUGGGCAAUGCAGUCCCUUCACCAGCCAGUUCAGCUCACCAGAAGCUUCUUCCCCCUGAGGAUCAUGCAGAUUACCUCGUCGCAAAGCAUUGCAUCGAGGAAUUGGCCCUUUACCUCAAACCAUGCCAGGCGACACCAGCGAAUGGCGCUGGAAUGGGUCUCGUAUCACGUCCCAUGCAGAGAAAACUCGUUACUCUGGUCGGAUGUCAGUUGGUAGAGCCUGAGGGACGUGCUCGAGCUGUCAGGGCAGCUCGUAGCCUCGGGGAGAGAUCUGUGACAGAACUCAUUCUUCAACAUCAGAAUCCCCAACAGUUGAGCGCUAAUUUGUGGGCGGCUGUGAGGGCACGAGGAUGUCAAUUUCUGGGGCCUGCAAUGCAGGAAGAAGUACUUAAACUUGUAUUGUUGGCCCUUGAGGAUGGAUCUGCAUUGUCCAGAAAGGUUUUAGUGAUGUUUGUCGUGCAAAGGCUCGAGCCUCACUUUCCCCAAGCCUCCAAAACCAGCAUCGGACAUGUUGUUCAGCUCUUAUAUCGAGCCAGCUGCUUCAAGGUCUCAAAAAGAGAAGGAGAUUCAUCCUUGAUGCAAUUGAAAGAAGAGUUUAGAACGUACGAGGCCCUCAGACGAGAACACGACGCUCAGAUUGUUCAAAUCGCCACUGAAGCUGGUUUGAGAAUAGCACCGGAUCAGUGGUCAGCACUAUUGUAUGGAGAUACUGGUCACAAGUCACAUAUGCAGAGUAUUAUUGAUAAGCUGCAGACACCACAGUCGUUUGCUCAGAGUGUACAGGAGUUGGUGAUUGCGUUACAGAGAACACCAGAUCCAGGACAAUUGAGUAGCCUGAGGCCGCAGUUAGAGUUGCUAGCUGCCAUUGAUCCAAGUCCAGAAACGGAAUGUCCAAGUUGGCCCACAACCAGAGCAGUACUAGAGGCAGUGAAAAUCGUAGUGACAGCUCUAGUUGAUUACAUACAACAGCACGGAAGUAGAAAAUCGCAGGAAGGCAUUCACACGACUGGACCUGGACAAUCUAAAUACAAAGUCAGUAUGUGCCGCGAUUUAUCACUCAGAGGAUCUUGCCCACGUGCUACUAAUUGUACAUUUGCUCACAGUGACAUGGAACUCGAUAAGUACAGAUCGAAAAGUCGAAAAUUGAGUGCGAGACCGAGUUUGCAAUUGACUGGAAGCCCAGAUCCGAAAAUUGAAAAAACAAUAAGCCCGCCAGGAAAAGGAUUCAAGCAAUGUGAUGACUUGAAUUAUCACUCGCCCAAAACAAUUGACAAUAAUCACAUUGAGAAUUACAAUUCAAUCAAAAGAAGAAUGGAGAUAAUUAAUCAACUAGAAAAUAUUGUGAGGACGCCACAUCAAAGUCCACAUCAGAUUAAAAUGAAUUACGAUAUUCAGACGGAGGGAAUCCAGGGAAACUACUCGAUAUGGGCUAAUGGACCAUCGCAAAUACCUCCUGGCUCGAUCAAUUACGGAAAUAAUCAUCGACGCUCUGAUCUAGUUUUCGAUGAUGAGUUUGUGCCAUUUGAGGCAUCACCAGCUAGCAAAUAUGGACCUAUUUCGAGGCUAUCAAAAUCAUUGCUCAGGUAA